GGGAGGAGGUGGCGGCGGCGGAGGUACCCCUGGCGGGAGGAGGUACCCCUGGCGGGAGGAGGAGCCGCCGCUGCCGUCGCCGCCGAGAGCUUCUGGCUCUGCCGCUGCUCUGCCGGGACGGGAGGGGUGGCUGCGCCGCGCCCCGCGAUGCCGCUCUUCGCCACCAACCCCUUUGACCAGGAUGUGGAGAAAGCAACCAGUGAGAUGAACACUGCAGAGGACUGGGGUCUGAUCUUAGACAUCUGUGAUAAAGUUGGACAGUCACGCACAGGGCCUAAGGACUGUCUCCGUUCUAUUAUGAAGAGAGUAAACCAUAAAGAUCCUCAUGUUGCUAUGCAAGCAUUAACACUUUUAGGAGCAUGUGUAUCGAACUGUGGUAAAAUCUUUCAUUUAGAAGUCUGCUCAAGAGAUUUUGCCAGUGAAGUAAGCAAUGUGUUGAAUAAGGGUCAUCCAAAAGUCUGUGAGAAGCUGAAGGCCCUUAUGGUGGAAUGGACUGAUGAAUUCAAGAAUGAUCCACAGCUUAGUUUAAUAUCUGCUAUGAUAAAAAAUCUUAAGGAGCAAGGAGUUACUUUCCCAGCUAUUGGUUCACAGGCUGCUGAACAGGCAAAAGCAAGUCCGGCACUGGUUGCCAAAGAUCCUGGUACAGUAGCCAACAAAAAGGAAGAGGAAGAUUUAGCUAAAGCUAUUGAACUGUCACUAAAAGAACAAAGGCAACAGCAAACAACACUUUCCAGUUUGUAUCCAAGCACCUCAAGCCUUUUAACAAAUCCCAAACAUGAGGGCCGAAAGGUUCGUGCAAUCUAUGAUUUUGAGGCUGCUGAAGACAACGAAUUAACUUUUAAAGCUGGAGAACUUAUAACUAUUCUUGAUGACAGUGAUCCAAAUUGGUGGAAAGGUGAAACUCAUCAGGGUAUAGGAUUGUUUCCAUCUAAUUUUGUAACAGCUGAUCUUUCUGCUGAGCCAGAAAUGAUGAAAGCUGAGAAGAAAACAGUGCAGUUCAGCGAUGAAGUUCAAGUAGAGACAAUAGAACCUGAGCCUGAACCAGUUUAUAUUGAUGAAGAUAAAAUGGAUCAACUCUUGCAGAUGUUACAAAGUGCAGAUCCAUCUGAUGACCAGCCAGAUCUCCCAGAAUUGCUUCAUCUCGAGGCAAUGUGCCACCAGAUGGGACCUCUCAUAGAUGAAAAGUUGGAAGAUAUAGACAGGAAGCAUUCAGAACUUUCAGAGCUCAAUGUUAAAGCAAUGGAGGCUCUUUCUUUGUAUAACAAACUGAUGAAUGAAGACCCAAUGUAUUCCAUGUAUGCAAAACUACAAAACCAACAGUACUAUAUGCAGUCAUCUGGUGUUUCUGGCUCUCAGGUUUAUCCAGGGCAACCUCAAAGUAACACAUAUUUGGUGGCAGGGAGUACACAGAUGGGCCAUGUUCAAGGCUAUAAUCUCCCUCCUGAACAACUCUCUUCUCUCAGCCAAGGCACAGUUACUCCAUCUGCCAGCUCAGUACUGCCUGGUCAGCCCACACAGACAUCAUACACAAAUGCAAUGGUUGGCUCUGUUGCUGGAAAUACUUACUCAAACCAGGCUGCAGUGUAUAGUCCACCACCUGCUACUGUUGAUGUUGCUGCUUAUCAGAAUGCUGGAACUAAUAUGUCCCAGGUGCCAAACUAUAACUUACCAUCCACACCUCUGCCACAGACAGCAGGCAGUCAGCAAGCACCUCCACAACAGCCACAGCCUCCGCCACCUCAACAACCACAACAUAGUUACUCACAGAAGGCUCUGCUAUAGGAUCCAGGACUUCUGAUUCCCGGUCUUCUUUAACCUCUGCUAAAGGCAGUUGGCAGUUCUAUGCGUUUCUUCCUUUAAUCUCUUAAACUUUGUUUAUCCUCAGCUUAACAAGAAUCUAUCUUGGUGAACAAGUUCAAUUUGCACUGACUUUUUAGGAUUUUUUUUUUUUAAUUUUGCAGAGGAACGUAUGUAUUUAGGACAUUUAAUUCCCUUUAAAAUGCCUAAAAAUUGGUACAAGAUUAUUUAUGUCUGGUAAAAUUGGCUAGUCUGUGAAAACUCAACACUUACAAACUGUUGUGGCAUAUACAUUAUGUACAUAUAGUGUGUGAUUGCAGUAGUGGCCAUUUCGUAUAGCUAUGGUGAUCAUGUGAAUAUAUUUAACACAAUGUUUAAAAAUAAUUUACUUUAUUUUGGUUUAAUCAUGAACUGACAACCAGGUUUAAUAGUUUUGUCUCAUUUUAUGGCAGAUGUGGUGUCUUUUUCCAGUGCAGGAAAAACAGUAAUUCUGCAUAUCAUGGCUACACUUACAAGCUAAGGUCUAUAUACAAACUUACAAACUUAACCUGAGUCUAGGAUUUAUUACUUCUUGAACUGAACACAAGUAUAUCAUGACUAUUAGAUUGCUUAUCUACCAAAGUAAACUAGUUAACUGGGAAGGGAUUUGAGGGGAUAACAGCAAAUUAUGAUUCUGCUUCAGAUAUAAUUAAUAAUUUAAACUACUGUUCAGAGGCUGCUAUACAUAUCAUGGGACCAUGCAACAGAUCAGGAUCUUGCAUUUUAUCAUGACAAGCAUGUAAUUUAUUUUUUCCAAGUUGUUUUUUUUACAAUGAGAACCACAACUGUAUUUUAUGUUUAUUGGUAGAGAUUACACCAAAGACAGAGGAGUAAGUUGGAGGAGAAAUGAUGGAGUAUUCAACUGGAACACACAUAAGUAACACUACUUUAUUCAAGUUUCUUAAUUAGAACAUGGAGAAUUAUGGACAUUUAAAUCACUUUGCUGAACAAGCCUUCAGGCUUUAUUUUAUAUCUUGUGGCCUUGCUUAGCUAUUUGUUCUGUUUACUGUUCUUACACAAACACUUUUGCCUUAAACAUCUGUUUCAGUUUCCAGUUGUACCAUUUGAGAUGACUAGCCCUUCUGAAGUGUGAAUAGCUUGUGAAGCAUCUUAUUUCCAUUGACUUUCAGGUUACUUUGAAUUCUCAUCUGCAGAAACAUGCAUUGGCCUUUAUAAACUUUUGGGUUUCUCAGUAACUUAGCCAGGUGGCUCUUUAAGGCAUGGUAUUUUCUUUCCACAGCUGAGGUGCUGUAAAAUAAGAUGGUGAGGAAAGGCAGCAUUUUUAGAUAUGCCUGAUAGAGUUUGUUGUACAAAGAGUGUUGUUAGUUUGCAUUCAUGUUCAUUCUGUUAAUGCAUCUUGGUGUCCGCUUUUCCAUCGACUCUGAUUCCAAUUGGAGCAAUACUAGAUGACUUCAACAUCAGAUCUGUGUUUUCAGUCUUGUUAGUGUCUGUGUCAGAAAGAGUUUGCUUUUGUGCACUAUAUUUUAAUGUGAUCCUUCUGGAAUUAAGUGUUGCAAUUGUACAUUAUACUGUAUGCUGACUUCAUCCCAUACACUGCUGUGUCUGUUCACAAUUACCUAACAUGCCUUUGUUUCACUGUUUAAUAGUCACUGGUGUUUUGCCUGUUAAUGCUUUCAGAUGACUGCUUUGCAUAAUUGAAAACUGGGGUGGUUACAAAAUAUGUCCAUAGCUGAUGUGUUCUAGUUUGAGGGUGUUCUAGCCAGCUGGCUGUUUUGAUACUAGUAUUUUCACAUUAUUUUUUUCUUUCUCCAGAAUUUUUAAGCACCCUCACAAACUGCCAUUAAAUCUUGGCAUCAUCACAAAUGUCUGUGAAAGUUUAAUGGACAUACCAAAAAAAAAAAAAAAAAGAAAAAGAAAUUAUCCAAGAUAUUGUCAUAGCUAAUUUUUAAUAGAUUAAAGGGGUGCUUUUCUUUAGAAAGGGCAUGUAAUAUUUCUACACACACAAAAAAGUCUUACUCCAUGGUUUUCCAGCCUGGAUUCAGGUAGGGGCUUGAAACAUCAAAAUAAUCCAGCUGACAUUGUCUGUUUGUAUUCUUAGGUUCCCACAUGUUAGGUCAUGUGUUCCCUAAGAAGGUCCUGUGGAGCUUCUGUACAGAAAUGACUCAGCAAAAAUGCUUUUUGUUACUUAUUUGUCUUGUUUCUAAAAUUUUUUAAGUCAUCUUUCCUUAACACACUGAAAUGUUCAUUCCUGAUUUCUUCUUUGAACACUGAAAACUUAUAUUUAUCUUCAGUUUUUCUACUUUCCAACUUACUUAUUUUGGUCAUUUAUCCAUCUUCAGGAAAACUACACGUCUUUCAUGUAUGUUCAUUGUGACCAAAACACCUUCUAAAAUGCAAUGCCACUGUAAGUUCAAGACAACAAAAGUUCUGAAAAAAAGAUGGACACUUUUUAUUUUCUUUCAUGCCUUUAUUAGAGUCACUGCACUAAGAUUUUCCUGUAACCAAUUGUGAAUUUUAGUUGACUUAGAAUCAGUUUUCAUUGUCCAUAGUCAGUGUGGUAGAUCACUAGAUUUUAAAGUUCAGAAUCUUAGUGUUCCUACUGCCUCCUACCUUUUCUGUUUCAGAUACAAUUAAAUUGAAUUUGGAGCUCUAUUACUUCAUGUUGAUUGUUCUCAUUUACCAGAAAAGAUUAUUUCAUCUUCUCCUUUGGUUGUGUCUCAUAUACUAGAUACUCUAAAGUAUACUAGUUACUCCUCCUGCCUUGCUAGAUGCUGUCAUUGCACUAAUACCUUCACUCAUCGUCUCGUGUCCUCCCUAGCUGAUAAUUUAGCAGUUAUAUUUCAGUUCAGUUCCUCUUAGCUGGUUUAAUAUCAUGAAUGUGGAGAUGCUAUUUCUGGGGCUUUUCUUUAUUCUGAGAUUCUUUGUUUAUGCAUUUUUUCCCAAGUUCACAGAUGUUCUGUCUUGCUGUGGUAUUGAACACUGAAUAUGGGCAAAAAGGGAAAAGUCCAUGUACAGCUACUGUAUGGAAAAGCUUUUUCACAGAUAAAGGAAGUGUCAGUAAGUUAACCUUGUUGCAAGUUAAGAAUCCCAGCAAAUUAUAAGUUAUUCAUGUUCCAAUAGAAGACCUGAUUUUGGAAAGUCUUUUCUCUUUACAUGUAAAUUGUCAAUGAAAGGCUAAUGUGUUUUAAUAAUAUUUUGUAUAAAUCUUUGUUAUUUAACCCUUUCACUGAGGAAUACAAAAAUGUUAAUAAUUGACUCCAUAAGGGGUAUUUUAGUGGCUUGUUUAUAAUGAACUGGAACAUACCCUGGAAAGUGCCUUCUGUGCAUUUUACUUCCUAAGCAAAGCUAGUUUACCCAUGUGUAUCAUCUCAAUUUAUGUGGCCAUAGUAAUGAUGUCAAGAUUUACUGUAAAGCAUCCCAGGAAGAAUACUGAGGCAGUGUGUUACGAUUUCCUACACUGCUGUCCUGGCAGUAUGUUCCAGAGUGUGCAGUUGCAGUAACAGUUGCAACAUGUUUACCCACCUCUUUUCUCUUUUUAGUAACUGGUACCCAGAAAGAUGUGUAUGUAAUGUCAUUGGGCAAAGAACAUACAUGGACAGCAGUAAAACAGCAGUAAAAAGGAACAAAAUAUAAGAAUUCCUUCAUGCUUCACAACAGGUGUGGUGGUGUGGUGCAGUAUAUUUCCCUCAAGGUACAGUUACUACUCCAGUUACAGUCAGUAACUACAGUUACUAACAGGUGGGAAGAACUGAAAUGAAUUUGAGCAACCAGAACUUCAGAGAAUUCUGCCAAAUUGGAGAUGCUUAGGUGUAACAAAGGAGGUAAAUUUAAUUUUAAUAACAUGUACAUAUUUCGAUGAUCAAGUCUAGGCUGCUAUUAUAGUUCUCUGAUUUCAUCUAGAUGGCAGGAACAUCAGAUUUACACUGGAGAACUGCUUAAUACCUCAUUCUCCUUUUUUUUUUUUUUUUUUUUUUUUUUAGUAUAUUCUCUAAUAUCACCUUAUUUGUCACUCGUAUUUCAAAUAUAUCUGUGUAGUCUUUACAUGUAAAGGUCUUAUUCCUUGUCUGCUGGGUUUCACAGACAGAAUGAAAAAGAACGUCUCUAAUUACAGCAGCUGCAACAGCACUUUGAAUUACAUAGCUGCAGCUUCCUUUGGAGAAGGAAUCCAUGUAUCUGUUUUGAAGAACAAGGGAGCAUAAUUUUUCCAGUUAGAAACUGGGAGGAGAGUUUUUGAAGAAAAGAUAAAGUUACAAAAACCUCCAUUGCUACAAAAACUUCCAUUGCUAAGAGCAGGCAGAAUCAUUUUUUACUCUGUUAUUCAAUUUCAGUAGAUCUGACCAACUCCAUACUACAGGUAUUCCUUUUUCAUUUUCAGCUGCAAUGAAGAAUAUUGACCUUCAUGUGUCAAUAUCCAACACCUUAGGAAAACAUAGGAAGGCCUUGACAUUUGAACUUUUUGCUUCAAUAUGUAAGAAAGACUAUGUACAUUUUUGAAGCCUUGUUUCUUAAAUUAGUGUUUAAAAACAUUCCAUUUGCUACUAUGUAAAAUUGCAGAUCUAAACUUCACUUUUCAUGCUGCUGCCUUGGCAAGAAGGUGGUAGAAUUUUUUCUGUUCUUCUAUCCUGCAUGUGCUUCUGGAAAUCCAAAUUAUUUUUGUCUUUGUCAUGAAAAAGAAAAGAGGCCUGCUGCAGUCUGCUUUGGUUUUAAUAAAGUGUACACAGUAGCAAAGUGCAUUUUUUGGUUUUGUUUGUUUUCAUGCUCCCUUUGAUGUUGGCAUAUGUAUAUAUUUAGAUAUACUGCACUGUUGUACAAGAAUUGUUUUAGUAAAUAACACUAUUUGUAAAAACUGUUGGUUUUGGUAUGGAUGCAAAAUAUUAAAGUUGGAGUAUUUAGUUCAUAAUGUUGCAAAGUCAAUUUAUAACAUUUGUGGAAGAAUUAUCAGAAAAGGAUUUUCUUUACUGGAAGGACUUGGAGAUGCAGUAUGCAAGGUCUGAUAGAAGUACUUAGCUCAAAUUUUCUGAUUUCAUGGUGGAUGGAGGUGGGGUUUUGGUUGUUUUGAGUUGUUUUGAGUUGUUAGGUUUUGUAUGAUGAUUACAUAUAGAUUCUGUUUUUACUUUUAAAGGUUUUUAUCUGUCAUUAACUUCAGGUAAAAUCCAACAAUACAUGGUACUCCUUAUAUCAAGUAUACUGAAUCUCCUGUUUCUUCUGGUAAGAAAUAGAACAUGAAUAAUUUAAUAGCGUGGUAAAGAACAAAUGAAAAAUACUGUAUCUGUACAACCUAAUGUGUCUAUUUGCUUACAGAUCAAUAAGCAGGUAUAACUGACAGUUACUAUGCACACUUAAUUCCAUUCCUGAUGACAGUAAUGCAAAGUAGUGUAAAACUUGGUUGUUUGAUCUAUAUGAAAUGAGUUGAAGAUCCAG
Messenger RNA from Calypte anna (Anna's hummingbird), 7218 nucleotides. It is a transcript of the gene STAM, whose product is annotated as signal transducing adaptor molecule. The record is from RefSeq and is a predicted model, not a curated record. Bases 148 to 1782 code for a protein of 544 amino acids. Gene Ontology annotation, cellular component: ESCRT-0 complex. The transcript has 14 exons. Gene Ontology annotation, biological process: protein transport to vacuole involved in ubiquitin-dependent protein catabolic process via the multivesicular body sorting pathway. Gene Ontology annotation, molecular function: ubiquitin binding; phosphatidylinositol binding. Lineage: Eukaryota; Metazoa; Chordata; Aves; Apodiformes; Trochilidae.